AUGGCACGGCCCAAAAUGAAAGUGUACGCUGUGCGUGUCGGUCGGCAGCCUGGUAUCUACAAUACUUGGAAGGAGUGCCAGGAGCAGACUGAUCGGUACCCCGGCGCGCGCUUUCAGUCAUUUACUUGUAUGGAGGAUGCACAGGCCUUUGUUUAUGGUGUGGAAGUGACGAAAUGUAGGCCGUCAAAACCCACCGUUUUGGAAAAACGGAAGCUCCCUCAGUCUCCCACACCUGUGCCUCCAGCCAAGCGCGUGCCGCCCAUGAAAGACACUAUCGUUGACAGAGUGAAACGAGUAUCCGCCAUUCCUAUACACCAUGAUCCAGAACUUGAGUCGUGUAUGGCGGCAUGGGAGGCCAGGCAAAUUGAUGCCUACGUUGAUGUAUACACUGACGGCUCUUCUCUUGGCAAUGGCAGUGGCUCGUCUUCGGCUGGUUAUGGAGUCUACUGGGUAGAUGAGCGUUUCCAUUCUUUAAACCAAGCAUGUCGCCUAGCAGGACCGGUUCAAACGAAUAACAGAGCCGAAUUGACAGCCAUUUUAACGGCGAUUCGCCUUAAUCCAGAGCCAUCCAGGCCGCUCCGUAUUUGGACAGACAGUCAGUACGCCAUCAAAUGCAUUAACGUUUGGAUGCCACGAUGGCGUUCAAAUAAUUGGAAGCGCGGAUACGACGCAGAAGUAAGUAACAAGGACCUGCUCCAAGAGAUCGACAAGGCCAUUGGCAAAUGCGAGAUACGUCCAACCCUAGAGUAUGUCAAGGGUCAUGGUGGUAUCUUUGGUAAUGAAAUGGCGGAUAAACUUGCCAAUGAGGGAGCACGUCUUCCGGUCCUGCCCUAA
Malassezia sympodialis ATCC 42132 is the source of this 834-nucleotide messenger RNA. RefSeq names its product RNA-DNA hybrid ribonuclease (gene RNH1). Gene Ontology annotation, molecular function: magnesium ion binding; nucleic acid binding; RNA-DNA hybrid ribonuclease activity. The record is from RefSeq and is a predicted model, not a curated record. Gene Ontology annotation, biological process: DNA replication, removal of RNA primer. Lineage: Eukaryota; Fungi; Basidiomycota; Malasseziomycetes; Malasseziales; Malasseziaceae.